Molecule: messenger RNA, 1720 nt
Organism: Patiria miniata (bat star)
Lineage: Eukaryota; Metazoa; Echinodermata; Asteroidea; Valvatida; Asterinidae
Exons: 4
Coding region: 243-1019 (258 amino acids)
Source: RefSeq, a predicted model, not a curated record
CAAACUGUUGAUCCUUCUUCUUUUUUUUACAAAGUUUUUUUUUCGGGCCUAUAUAUUUCCGGAAAGAUUUCCAGCAUUUCCUUUUGUUAUAAAACGGUUCGUCACACGCCUCGCUGGUGACUAUGCUUUCUGCGUGUAUGCAAAUGAGCUGCGCCCGAAAAUUCUCGUCAUAGGCAAUUCUAACAAAGGAGCAACUGCAGACCAGAAUUUGGAGAAAUUCACACGAGAUAUAAAUAUCAAAGAUGAAGACGCCUGGUUUGUCUAUGCUGCUAUUCGCCUGUAUGCUGUUUGUCGCCGGUAUUGGAUCAUGUGCCGCUCUUGACUGCUACACUUGCUCUUUUCCCGCCGGUAAUUGUGGGGAUCCGUUCGACCCGGCCGGCGUGUCGACAAUGACAUGUCCUAGCGGUAAUGUCUGUACGGCCCAAAAGAUAAGUUCUGGUGGCACUGAGCUGUAUUCUAGAAGUUGCACCGAGCCUAGUGGUUGCACACCCGGCUGCAUUACCUCCCCUGAGGCGGGAACCGUAUGCAGUUACUGCUGUAACGAGGAUCUGUGUAACAGCAGAUCUAUUGCGGACGCAGUUGAAGACAUCCUUCACUGCUACCUUUGUGCAUACAGUUCGGAUCCCUCUGCUAGCAACAUCAGCUCCCCAGCGUGUAACGAUCCGUUCGACCCGAACGGCGACGGGGUAGUGCAAUUUCCAUGCGCCGAUGGACAGUGCGGGGUUUUAACGACCAACUACAUGGAGCAAAGCACCCUCAACAGGCUGUGCAUAUCCAACAGCACUUUCCCCGGGGGUGCACCCCUGGGUGUGACGCCCAGAAUAUCACCUGUCAAACCUGCUGCUCUGACAACCUGUGCAACGGGGGACUUGUUGAGGGCGUGGCGACGACGCCCAGCGCGGCGCCCCCACCGACCGCCGGUGCCGGCCAGGCCUCCCUCGCCGCCAUUUUGCUGGUUUCUGUGGGUCUGCUCGUGGCUUUGCGUUAGAUAUUCACACCUUGAGUGUCUUCAUCCGUAGGCCAACACAGAAUUCACUAACCAGACCUAUUUUAAGUGUUUUCAGUAGAAACAGGUUUUUCUUUUAAAUUGUUUGAGGCUUAGAUUUGCUUUAUAAUUGCGAGCAGGCCUUCAGUUACAUGUAAUACUGUCUUUAUUCUGCAAAUUUACGAUUUAGUUCAAAUUUAUUUUCGAUUGAUCACAUGAUCCAUUCUUCUUCGUUUAAUCUAUGGGUAGGCCUAAUACAUUGUAAUGGAUAUCGGCUAGCAAGGUUGCCAAAAGCUAAACGUUGUUUGACUGCUUCACUAUUGGCUGAUGACUCGGAACCAAAUUAAGACAAGAUUUGUGUUCAGCAUGAUUGACUAAAAACAGUAAAGCAAAGUGACUUUAUUACAAAUGCCUGAAGUUUUGGCUAACACUACUGUAAAUGUAGUCCGAUUUUUCAAUAUAAUAUAAGUUGUUACCAAGUUGGAAAAAAAAUAGUUAGUUACAAUUUUCGUUUGGAAAGACAAGGAUGAACUUGAAGCUUUCAGACUGGUUCCCGGUCCCUAUAAAAUAUCACUAGCACUUGUUGCGGGGAAUGUCAAGUACCAAUUCUUUGGUUGAGCACUGUGUUUACAAUGACCAUUUAUUCCACACUUGAACAAUAUUUGAAUACACAUUGAUUAACAAAACUGGUUGAAGCGAACUGAGACAAAGAUUAAAUCAAAUCAAUGAACUGAA